GGGCGGACACGUGACGCACUUCCCUUGGUAGAUAACACGGUUUAACAGUUAGUUAUUUGCUGCACGGACUGGGUAACGUAUUUACAAACCGCACGAUUUCACUUUGAGACGCAUCGACUUUGUUGCAUACAGAAACAGCUAGAGGACCAACAUGUCUCAAUCCAGACUGAUGCCGCAACCAAUAUGUUUGGUGAAGAAUGUGUGUGGAUCGCUCCAAGUUUGUAAGGACGCAAUUGAGUUCUUGAAUGGGAUCAAUGAGCCGGUGGUGGUCGUGUCUGUAGUGGGACUCUACCGUACAGGGAAGUCUUACCUUAUGAACCGCCUAGCGGGACAACAGACAGGCUUUGCUCUCGGUAACACUAUUGAAUCAAAGACCAAAGGCAUCUGGAUGUGGUGUGUCCCUCAUCCAUGUGAAGCAGGACAGACUCUGGUGCUGCUGGACACAGAAGGACUGGGUGAUAUAGACAAGGGAGACUCUAAGAACGACGGCUGGAUCUUCUGUCUGGCUGUUCUGCUCAGCAGCACUCUGGUGUACAACAGCCGAGGAACCAUCGAUAAUGACGCCAUACAAAAGCUGCAUUACGUCACAGAGAUUUCUGAGCAGAUCAAGAUCAGAUCAGCAGAAGCAGGUGAAGAGGAGGAUGAAGAUUCUCAGUUUGUGCGUUUUUUCCCAUCAUUCGUCUGGGUUGUGAGAGAUUUUACUUUGAGUUUGGAAAUUGACGGGAAGAAAGUGACAGAGGACGAAUACCUUGACUUUGCCCUUCAGCUGAAGAAAGGUGUCAAUAAGAAAAUCAGCGACUACAAUCUGCCUCGUGAGUGUAUCCGGAGUUAUUUCCCAUCCCGAAAGUGUUUCGUGUUCCCAUCUCCAGCCUCACCAGAAAACAUGAGACGGUUAGAGAGCCUACAAGAACGUGACCUUGUGCCAGCUUUUCUAGAGAACACAGGUCGUUUCUGUGAAUACAUAUUUGUCAAGAGUCCUGUGAAAACACUGAAAGGAGGACACAGAGUUACUGGGAAAUUGCUGGGUCAGUUGGCUCAGAUUUAUGUAGAGACCAUCAGCAGUGGUAAAGUUCCCUGUCUGGACAAUGCUGUGGUCGCUCUUGCAAAUCUAGAGAACAAGGCGGCUGUUCAAGAAGCUUUCAAAGUGUAUCAGAGUGGAAUGGAAGAGGUGAAGAACAAGUUCCCUGUAAGUGUGACUGAUUUUACCUCAGAGCAUCAGAAGUUCAGCAAACUGGCAACUUCCGAGUUUAUGAAACGUUCCUUUAAAGAUGAAAAAGGAGAUUACUUAAAGGAACUGGUGCAAGAUAUCGAUAUGUACUAUCUGGUACUGAUGGACGAGAAUGAGAUGGCAUCAGAGAGGAAGUGUAAAGAGCUGCUGAAGGAUCUGUUCUCUGACAUGAAUGAACGACUGCAGAAUGGAGAAUACAGUCAGUGUGGAGGAUAUGAAAUCUACUGCAGAGACAGAGACGCCAUCAUUGCACAGUACCGCAGAGAACCAAACAAAGGAGUCAAGGCUGAGGCCGUACUGAAUGAGAUCUUGAAUGAGAGGGAAGCUGAAGGAAAGAGCAUCCUUCACGCUGAUAAAAAACUCACUGAAAAUGACAGAAAGAUCCAAGAGGAGAAAGAGAAGGCGGCUCUGCUGGAGCAGAAAUGUAAGGAGGAAGAAGAGAAACGUAUUGAGUGUGAACGAAUGAUGGAGGUGGAGCAAGAGCGUCAGCAGGACAGAAUAAAGCAGAUAGAGGAGAAGUUCAACAAGGAGGUGGAGCAACAACAGGAGGAGAUGGAAAGAGCUGUGGAGAGCAAAGUAAAGGAGCGGGAAGCACUCCUAGACAAAGGCUUUAAGGAGAAAGCUGAACUAAUGGAGGAUGAGAUAAAAAAUCUAAAGAAACAACAAGAGGAGAAAAGUUCUGGUGGUUGGUUUAAGGAAUAUGUGAUGCCUCUUGUUAAAACGUGUGCUGAAGUGCUUCCCACUCUCCUCCAACAUAGAUUUUUGAUGAAAAGACUCAAAUGAUAAAUAUCUAAUAAUUAUAUAUAACUGUUAUCUCACAGUCAUUAAUUCAGUAUAGGGUUUAAGAUAUAUACUGAAAUGCAUCUCUGGGGGUGUUGAAAUGUUUUAUUUACAUUUCUCUAAACUUGGAGGCUGAAACAUGUAUAAUGUUGGCUGAACUGUAAAGUUGUUUUUGUGCGAUUCUUAUUUUAAGCCUCAAAAACAAUUAUGUUUCUUGCUC
This is a messenger RNA of Triplophysa rosa, 2228 nucleotides long. It is a transcript of the gene gbp1, whose product is annotated as guanylate binding protein 1. The record is from RefSeq and is a predicted model, not a curated record. The coding region runs from base 152 to 2011 and encodes 619 amino acids. Lineage: Eukaryota; Metazoa; Chordata; Actinopteri; Cypriniformes; Nemacheilidae. The transcript is spliced from 11 exons. Gene Ontology annotation, molecular function: GTP binding; GTPase activity.